CUUCCCCCCACAGUUCUAUUAUAUCUCAUGGAGUGAGGACCCCGGGCCCCUGCGCUGUGACACAAUGACCGCUCAUCCAUGCCACUUUGCUCUGGGGGUGAUUUUUUUCCUCCUCCCCAUCACAGGUGCCACGAGGAAAACAUUCGUGAUAGGUCAGAAUAUUACAGCUACAGUCGGCAGCACCGUCACCCUGGGGUGUCAUCUCCUCAUACAGGACACCAAAGUCAUUCAGGUCAACUGGAACUUCUGCAAUGACGUGCACAUCGCGUUUCAUGUCAAUCAGCCUGACACAGAAGGAAUGGUGUUAGCGGAGUUCUCCCACCGCGUCUCCCUAGCAAAGGAUUAUGGGAUAACCGUCUCAGGGGUCAACAGGAACGACAGUGGACACUACUGCUGCGUCUACAACACCUUCCCACAAGGCAGCUUCACCGGGAAGAUCUACCUGCAGGUCAUAUCUGAGGACACUUGGACACCUGGAUAUUACUUGUGGAUCGGCUGUGGACUCGGGGGACUUCUUGUCAUCGUCGUUAUAGGUGCGGGGAGUUUCUAUUACAAGAAGAAGAAAUCUCGGCCGUCCUACUCCAAUGUCAACCUAUCAGGAGCAAAACCCUCGGGUUCAAGUACACAGAAUCCAGCCGCGGUCACAGCGGCAAGUGACAUAGAAGAGAAUGCGGCCAAUGAAUACUUCAAUGUCAUCCUGUACAGCAUGUGAGCCGCUGGUAGUGUCUCCUCAGCGUCAGGAGGCUGCACAUGUGCAACAUAUGUUAAAUAAUAAACCAUCCUUCAUGACUAUCUGGGUACAGUCAUAAACAAGUGUCUCCAACCUGAGGCUCUCUAAACUACAAUGUCCAGGGCAUGAUGGGAGAUGUGGCUUCAUGACAGCUGGAGAGCCUCAGGUUGGAGAUCACUGCAGUUCUAUCUAGAAUAGGUAUGAUUUGAAGGGCAUGUCUAGAGAAGGGCGAGUACUGCUGUUUUGCAUUGACACCAUAUGAGCUGAGGUAGUCACAGAAUGAUGGACCACUAUCUCCUAUAGCUUCAUACAAGUCAGUGGAGUGCAGAAGUAGUCACUUCUACAGGAAGUCCCAGCUGUGCUCCAUAAUCUACUUUCAAAUUGAGAUACCCUUUAAUUGCGUAGUCAAUUUAGCCUUCUAAGCUUAUAUUCUGGAUUACACUGAGGUCCGCUGAAUAACAGCAUGACUAGAGGAACAUAAAGAUGCAAUUGAUCUGAUAGCAUUUUCUAUGGCUGCUGGGGUACUCCUGACUCCCAACCUACCUGCUGUUUGUGCAACUAUUAUGCAAAAUGGACCUGUCGUGGUUUGCAAACCAGGAAGAUUUGUCAUUGGACUUUGCGGCACUGACUAAACCGAGAUGUAGAGUGAAAGAUAUGUGCUUUGACUUCUGUAGAAGGAUCUGGACUUCGCUGCAGGCAAUCACCAGGUCACAAUCCCAGGCCAGAACAGUCUCGGAUUGCCGACUGUGGUGCUGAGACAACAGCAAGAUCAGGAACUUAGCUGGGGUUUGUAAUCAGGAAGGCAGGAGGCUUCAUACACGAGUGCAGGACCACCGUCGGUGCCAGGUGAAAUAUUUGAGAGAGCGUACAGAAGGAAGGUCAGGGACAUAGCCAAGAUCAGAAGUCAGGAAGCAUCACGACUACCAGGAACAGGGCUGAGGUCAAAGACAAUGUAGACUAGUGUAAUGCACAAAUGCAAAUGACAGGAGCCAGGAAAGGUUUGCACCUCGAUUACCAGACAAUGGGUAUAAGGACCAGAUUUCGCAGAAUGCAGAGUGCGAUUCCCAAAUUUCUGAUGAAUUAAUAUCUGGUGGAGAUUUUUAAUAAAAAAAAAAAAAUGUAA
Messenger RNA from Bufo bufo (common toad), 1853 nucleotides. RefSeq names its product T cell immunoreceptor with Ig and ITIM domains (gene TIGIT). The record is from RefSeq and is a predicted model, not a curated record. Gene Ontology annotation, biological process: negative regulation of T cell activation; positive regulation of interleukin-10 production; negative regulation of interleukin-12 production. The coding region runs from base 65 to 712 and encodes 215 amino acids. Gene Ontology annotation, molecular function: signaling receptor binding. The transcript has 4 exons. NCBI's taxonomy places the organism in Eukaryota, Metazoa, Chordata, Amphibia, Anura, Bufonidae. Gene Ontology annotation, cellular component: cell surface.